Molecule: messenger RNA, 678 nt
Organism: Acanthosepion pharaonis
Lineage: Eukaryota; Metazoa; Mollusca; Cephalopoda; Sepiida; Sepiidae
Source: the annotation of a GenBank genome assembly
AUGCUUUUCUUUAUCACAUCCUUUUCAUCUUUUUUUUUUCUUUUCUCAUCCUUUUCAACUUUUUAUUUGUUCUUGGCUGCCUUUUUUCUCCCCCUUUUUCUUUUCUCCCCCGUUCUUCUCUUGCUUUUCGUUAUGCAUUUCUUUUUCUCUUCCUUUUAUUUUCUCUCCUUUUUCUUCCCUUCAUUUUCUUUAUGUUUUUUUCUUUUUCUCGUGAUUUUCGUCUUCCUUUUCUUUUUCUCUUCCUUUUCCUCUUCAUUUACUUUUUUUCUUCCUUUUUUCUUUUACUUUUCAUUUCUCUUCCCUUUCUUCGUCUCUUACUUUUUAUUUUCGUUUUUUUUUCUAUUUUUAGUUAUUUCUCUACUUCUCUUACUUUUUGUCUUUUUUCUUCAAUUCCUUUUAGUCUUCCGUUUCUUUUCUCUUCUAUUUUUCUUCUUUUUUCCCUUCUUUUCCUCUUUCUUUCCCUUUUGUUUUCUCUUCCUUUUAUGUCUGCAACUCUUUUCUCUUCCUUAUAUUUACAUAGCCCUUUUCAUUUACACUUUUACUUUUAUUCUCUUUUCUUUUUUUUUUGACUUUCUCAUUUUAAUCAGUUACGUUUUUCCUUUCCUUUCCUUUCCUUUUCUUUUUUCCUUAAACGUUGUUUUUCUUGAUUUUGUCUUCCUUUUUCUUAGCCUCCUCUAA